Dendroctonus ponderosae (mountain pine beetle) is the source of this 3779-nucleotide messenger RNA. Its product is annotated as U2 snRNP-associated SURP motif-containing protein. Gene Ontology annotation, cellular component: nucleus. The transcript has 15 exons. NCBI's taxonomy places the organism in Eukaryota, Metazoa, Arthropoda, Insecta, Coleoptera, Curculionidae. The record is from RefSeq and is a predicted model, not a curated record. Gene Ontology annotation, molecular function: RNA binding. Gene Ontology annotation, biological process: RNA processing. The coding region runs from base 245 to 3046 and encodes 933 amino acids.
UCAUUUAAUAAAGACCGCUGUUAACCUUAAAACUGAACGAUUCCUGUGCUGUCAUGAAAUCACCAUAAUAAAAAUAAAAGUAACUAGUUAUAGUUUGGCGGAACAGGCUAUUUGCUAUGUACCAGAAAAUCCUAUUAAAAUUUUUAUUCAUUUUAUGAUAACAACAGAAGUGUAUACCCUAUAGCGACUGCCAGGUGUAUAUCACGCUUUCUUCGGGUGAUUGUGUUGUGAUAAUUUAUAAACAAUGGCUGAAAAACUAAAGAGCAUCCCAGAGCAAAAGCUAAAGGCUUUCUCAAUUGGCACUAUGGGGAAAAGAGGCCUAUCCAAACGAGAACUCGAAGAACAGCGAAAACGAGAGGAAGAAAGAGCUGCAGCUCAUGUAUUUCAAGAAUUUGUGGAAACAUUUCAAGAAGCCCCGUUAAAUGGUAGUAGUAAAGUGUGGGUAAAAGCUGGUACUUAUGACGCUGGUGCUAGAAAGGAAGAUACCAAGGAUAAAGGCAAACUGUAUAAACCGACCUCAAAAAUUCAACCCAAAGAAGAAGCAAUGACGUCUGCUGAAAGAGCACAAGCCUGUGCAAAGUUACUCAGUUCCGAUAGAAAACCUGAUAGAUUAGGGAAAAUGAGGAAAGGAGGGAAAAGCAAUUUAGAAGCCUUCAUGGAAGAAUUGAAGCAGAUCCAAGAAGAAAGGGAAGAAAGGCAUAAAUAUAAGGCACAUAUUAAGACUCCAAUUGAAAAUGAACUGGAUAUGUUUAUGCGUGGAGAUAUAGGAUCAUUUGAUAACGGCGAUCCAAAUACCACGAAUAUUUAUUUAGGAAAUUUGAAUCCAAAACUGACUGAACCUCAACUGAUGGAAAUAUUUGGGAGAUAUGGACCUUUGGCUAGUAUCAAAAUUAUGUGGCCUAGAUCGGAUGAAGAAAAGGCUCGAGGAAGAAACUGUGGUUUUGUAGCCUAUAUGGCUCGCAAAGAUGGCGAAAGGGCUUUGAGAAAUUUGAAUGGAAAAGAUGUUUUUGGAUACGAAAUGAAACUUGGUUGGGGAAAAGCUGUUAUUAUACCUCCGCAUCCCAUUUAUAUUCCGCCAGUCCUGAUGGAAGUUAGCCAACCGCCUCCCCCAUCAGGUCUACCAUUUAACGCACAACCAUCGUCAGAAGAUCGCGACAUAUUACCUAAAUCAGAUGAAGAACUCGAAGCAAUAUUAAGAAGAGCUAUUGUCAAAGUUGUUAUACCUAAUGAUAAAAACCUGAUAAUGCUCAUUCAUAGAAUGGUAGAGUUUGUAGUCAGAGAGGGGCCGAUGUUCGAAGCGAUGAUUAUGAAUAGAGAGCUACACAAUCCCCAAUUUAGAUUUCUAUUUGAAAAUCAAAGUCCUGCUCACAUUUACUACAGAUGGAAAGUAUUUUCGGUAUUGCAUGGAGACGCUCAGAAGGACUGGAAAACGAAAGAAUUUCGCAUGUUUCAGGGUGGAUCAAUUUGGAGACCCCCAGUAAUGCACUCUUAUACAGCGGGAAUGCCAGAUGAUUUAGUACUAGAUGAUGACAUUCUGAAGGACUCUUCUAAAGGAGCGUUGUCAAAGGGCCAAAGAGAUAGGCUGGAGGAUUUGCUGCGUAACUUAACUCCCGAGAAAAAAAGGAUCGGAGAAUUAAUGGUCUACUGCAUAGAUCAUUCAGAAGCUGCUGAAGAAAUUGGAGAAUGCAUAACCGAGUCACUUUCGAAUGACAGCACUUUAAUCACCAAGAGAAUAUCUCGACUUUACCUCGUGUCGGAUAUUUUGAACAAUUGUGGAGUUAAAGUGAACAAAGCGUCAAAUUAUCGAAAGGUGUUCCAAAAUAAACUUAUCGAAAUAAUCAAGGCAAUCAAGUUGGCUUUUGAUUGUCUGGAAAGUAGAAUUCAAGCAGAAGGCUUUAAAGUACGAGUGCUGAGAGUACUGAAAUCUUGGGAGGACACUGGAAUUUAUACAUCAGACUUUAUGACCAAGCUGCAUAAUAUAUUUUUGGGACUAGAGGAGAUCGAGCAUAUUCCCGAAAAGGAAGAGGAUAUUGAUGGAAAUCCUCUUGAUAAAACCUCGGAUGACGAGGAUCCCGUAGAUGGUGCUGCUCUUUUGAAAAGUGCAAUGAGUCACUACAAUAGUUCACCGGAAGACGAAGAAGAUAUAGACGGGGAAGAAAUAAAGGAUGAUUCGUUAAUUGAUACAAAGUCCCUGGCGACUGCUGGCUUCAUUAAGUCAAAGUGGGAAACUGUGGAUCCAGAUCAAAUUGAGGCACAAGCUAUGACAACCAGUAAAUGGGAUUUGUUGGAAGCCAGUCAAGAUAAUAGUCAAAAUAGUAGUUCAAAUGCUAACGACCAAGAUUCAUCUGUCGAUUAUUCUGAUACUAGAAAUAUGUCUGAAGAAAAACGACUGAAGCUUAGGGAAAUUGAAGUGAAAGCAGUUCAAUAUCAAGACGAAUUAGAAUCCGGACAACGGACAUUGAAAAGUGGGUGGACAGUGACACAACAAGUGGAACAUUAUCGUCGAAAGUUGCUGCGGAAGUCUGAAAAGGAAUCUAAGAAAGACGGAAAAGGGGACAAAACACCGAAAUCAGAAAAACAUAAAAAGGACUAUGAGAAAAGUGAACGAAUAGGAGAGGACAUAUCUGAUGACGAAUUCUACAAGGAACAUACCUCUAGAAAAAGUAAAAAACAUGCUCGCAGCUCAUCAAGUGGUUCUACAUCGAGACACAGGUCAAAAAGCCGGACUCCUUCGAAGAAACGAACUUCAAGGCUGGGAAAUUCCCCUAGUCCCUCUCGUUCCCGUCGUCAAUCACCUCCAUCUUCUCGUUCCUCUCGUAGACGUCGAGAUUCCAACUCUCCUAUAAGUUCCACAAGCAAAUAUUCCCCUCCACAUAGUACAAGUCGACAUAGGUAUUCUCCAUCUCCCGUCCGAAUCGCCAAACAUGGCAGAGGCAAGUCACCGUCCCCGAAGAGAAGAAGUAGAAGCACAUCUAGGACGAGAUACUAUUCGCCGGACUCUACUAGUAGUAAUGCAAGAAAACACAGACACAAGCAUAAGUAUUAGCUGUAAAAUUAAUUUAGAAAACAUUUUCAAACACAACUUGAAACAGAUUUUAAGACCUAUUAUUUGAAAGAUUUUUCAAUCGGUUUGUUCUGUUAUGUAAGAAUUAGUGCUUACUUAUUAACAAAGAACAUUUGAAAAAAAUUAUGUGAUGCGUAAUUUAAUCGAUCGAAGUAAUUUAACGAUCGUAAUUAGUAAUAUCCGUUGAAGCUGAACUAACAGUUAAAAUCAGUAUCAACGGAUAUUGUCUUUUAGUACUCUGUUAUGAUUUUUAGUAAUUUAGAGAACAUGCAAUUAUGAUUUUUAACCAUUUUACAUCUAAAUCAAGUUUUCAUUGGUUUUUUGUCUGUAUGUUCUUUUUACAUUUACUGUCACAAUCGCUAGUUUUAUUUAAUGAGCAAGAACACAUUGCAGGUAUUUUGUUGCAUAAAAAAAUAAUUAAUUAGGAACAAAUACUGAAUCUUUAUUACUGCAUUAUAUAAUUUUUGCUGUACUUUCUACAUUACGUGUAAGCGAAUUUGGGAAUUGAGAAAUACUUAGUAAUGUAUUAAAUUGCAUCUGAUGUAUUGUCUUAAUUUGCGACAAACCGCAUCAAAAGCCACUAAAAUUUUAUUUGUUCACAAUGUUACAAAGAAAAUGUUGCUUUGUAUAUAUAGGGGUUUAAGUAAGCAUUAGCUUUUAACUAUCUUAGAUCAUCUGGUUCCCACUUUGUUAAUAAAAAUGAUUUUGAAUUACA